UUUGUGGAAGGAAAAUGCUGUUGCCAGGUAACAGCGUUGAACUAGAAACGUCCAAUUUUUCCAGCUUGCGGGGGGAUUGAAACAUGUUACAUCAUGGAAUCAAAAUUUUCUGAAGGGGGGGGGGGGCAAAAGAAAACAGCUGAUCCUGACUCCCAGCAGCCAAAGAGAGUCACAGAGAAGAGAAGGUACGCAGGUGUGAUUACAUAACCAUCAAAACACAUACGGGUGACAUCAUCACAUCAGGAUUAGAGCCUUGGGGGCAUUAGUGCUUCGUAGAGGGAGGAGGAAGGUAGUGUGCGGGAUUCAGCAGAGAUGAGCAGAAGUAGAAGGCAGGGAACAGUGAGCAUCAUCAACACCAGCUGAAGGCGCAGUGCGAGGCUUAUCCCCAUUCCAGAGCGCAGCGUCGGGAUCUGGCUCGCAGACGGGACUGAAACCAUGAGAGCUGGAUGGCGUCGGACGUGUGACGGCCCUGACUUUCCCCACCGUUCUCUCCGCAGGAGGAUUCGAUUUCUCUCUCAGCCUCCAGUGGAGGCAUAAGGGAGCAGCAAGAAGCAUCCAGCAGCACUCACAGCGGCGCACCUGCAGAUGUGGAGAAGGAUCAGCCUCACUCUGCUCAGGCAGACCUACGCAGCAGGAAGACAAUAAGGAGGGACGUCUGAACGCCAAACAGGGUGAAGCCUUCAAACCGGCGAGGAGGGAGUCUUCCUGAUUACACAAGGUGAAGCCUGUCCUCCCUGGCAGAGGAUGGGUACCACAGAGGCCACUUUACGCAUGGACAGCAUGGAGGUUAAAGAUGAGUGGCAGGACGAAGACUUCCCCAGGCCGCUACCAGAGGAUGGAGUUGAUUCUUCAUGUGGCCUCACUGACCACAGAACCAAUCCUCCCACCACUCUGAACGUCGGCGAGUCCCUGGCCCACCGUAAGCGUCGCACUCUGGUCGCGCCCGACAUGAACCUCUCCCUGGAUCAGAGCGAGGGGUCGGUGCUCUCUGAUGAGUUUCUGGAAACGCCCGACGACCUGGACAUCAAUGUCGACGACAUGGAGACUCCUGAUGAAACCGACUCUCUGGAGUUCAUCAACAAUGGCAACGACCUGGAGUGGGAAGAUGACACUCCCGUAGCCACGGCUAAGCGUCUUCCAGGUGAAAGUGGAGAGGAAAGAGACUCAUCUGGUCGUCUGUGGCGAACAGUGAUCAUCGGCGACCAGGAGCAGAGGAUCGACAUGCUGGUCAUCAGACCGUACCUGAGGGUCGUCACACACGGAGGUUAUUAUGGUGAGGGUCUGAAUGCCAUCAUCGUGUUUUCCGCGUGCUACCUUCCUGACAGUGGCUGCGAGGACUACACGUACAUCAUGGAGAAUCUCUUCCUGUACGUUGUGAGCAGCCUGGAGCUGCUGGUGGCAGAAGAUUACAUGAUUGUUUACCUGAACGGAGCAACGCCUCGCAGGAAGAUGCCUGGCAUCGGCUGGCUGAAGAGAUGCUACCAGAUGAUCGACAGGAAACUGAGGAAGAAUCUUAAGUGUCUCAUCAUUGCUCACCCAACGUGGUUCAUCCGGACCGUCCUGGCCAUCUCAAGACCUUUCAUCAGCGUGAAGUUCAUGGAUAAGAUCCGUUACGUUCACACCCUGGACGAGCUCAGCCAGAUCAUCCCGAUGGAGCAUGUGCAGAUCCCCGAGUGUGUGCUGCAGUACGAUGAUGAGAAGAUACAAGUACAAAGAGAAAGACUUCAGCAAGAGAAGCAGCAGAACAACUCUACGCAGGCUAAAGAAAGGCCAAAGUCAAUGAUAGCAGAGCUUAGUCAUGACAUCUGUUCAUAAGAAGAGACAUGAUACCGUGAAUCAACUAAAUGCUGGAAGUUGACCAGUCUGCAGCAUUGCAGUCCAGCAUUGGGUCCAGGAGCAAAGGACCAGAAGGUCACGUCUCCAGUCAGCGAGGACCAAGUUCAGAUUUACAGCAUCGCACCCGGUCAGAGGAGACCACGAGGAUGAUGUUACUCAGACCCGAGACUUAAAUCCAAAACAGCCCAUAAUUAGAUUGAGUAUAUUAUCAACAGCACAGAAACAUUUUACCUUCUCAAAAGUGGGGAAUACCUGCUGCUCUUUGUUUUUUAUUAAAGUGAACUAAAUAUUUUGUCUCUUUGGACAUUUCGUUGUUUUUGGUCGUUGAAAAUCUCUCACAAUUUUUUAAGCUUUUAUUUCCCUGACAAUUAUUCCAAUAAUAAUAAAAAAUAAUCAUAAUCGGAAAUCAAUUAAAUGUAUUGUUUCAGGAUUCAAAUGAAAUUUAAAGUAGAAGAAGUCAAGAAUCAAACCUGCAUAGAGCAACCGACCAAAGGCUCAACCACCUCAUUUAAUGAUUUGUGAUUUCUAUUGAAAUCUUUUUUCCAAGUCAUGUUUCCGGUCUUCAAAUUAGGAGUAUGUUUGCGUCCAAGAAAGGUUUGCUGAUCUCAAACAUUCCCUUAGUGCUCAUGUUACAUAACGCACAGCUGCUAAUCUCUUUAAGCCUGCUUGCACACAACUAAUCAAUUCUAUCUUUAAUCGGCUGCAAUGUGUCAAGUUGGAUUUAGUUUAGAGUUGAAAGGAUUAUUUAAGAAAGGUAAUAUUUGUGGAGGUGCACGAAUGUUGAUUGAUAUCAUUCGGACUGUCAGUUAAAGGAGACGUAAAAAGACGUGUCUGUGUUUGCAUUACAGAGCUUUAAAAUGAAGAGCCAAUGGGGGACAUUGCCUCAUUGAAAUGGACACCAGCCUACACAACAUCACACGCGUGUUGCACUGGAUUUAAUCUCCUGACUGGAUCCAUUAGCUGCAAGACAAUCCCUUCUGAAAUAAUAUAUUUUUGUUGAUGAGCUUGCUUCAAAAAAGUAUUUGCAUGUCAAGUUGAGUUUCAUUUACAGCAUGACUUUAGCUCAAUUAAUAAAAAAUGACUUUGAUGAACACUCCAUCUUAUUCAGACAAGGCUGAGAAUAUCAUCCGUUCCAAAGUGUACAUACUUGUAUAGAUAUUUUCAAGAAAGGUGUUUGCACAAAUAUUUCUUUUUUGAUAGGAGUGGCAUGGUUAUUGUUUGAUUUUAUGGGAGUUUACCGAAAACUAAUGUGCAAUGAUAUUGUCUUCUUACUCCUACAGUAGAUGUUACCGAUGCAAACGUGUGUUACAGUCUUCAACUUUUCCAGAGUUUGAUAUGCAGGUGGCAUGCUUGUUUAUACCAAAUUGAUUUUGUUCUUUCUCAUGUUUCAAAAUGUACUUUUACAAGAUGGAAAUUAUAAAAUGUUUAUAAAAUAUAUAAAAUUGUUGCAUUGUUGCAAAUAUAUUUAAAGAGAGAGUAAAAUUAAUCGUUAAAAGUGUUAAAUAUAAAAAUGUGCCAUUUAAUGUUUGGAAAGAAAUAAACGAAUGAGUGAACUAAG
This is a messenger RNA of Pungitius pungitius (ninespine stickleback), 3394 nucleotides long. It is a transcript of the gene atcayb, whose product is annotated as ATCAY kinesin light chain interacting caytaxin b. Gene Ontology annotation, biological process: apoptotic process. Gene Ontology annotation, cellular component: cytoplasm. The coding region runs from base 745 to 1815 and encodes 356 amino acids. The transcript is spliced from 13 exons. NCBI's taxonomy places the organism in Eukaryota, Metazoa, Chordata, Actinopteri, Perciformes, Gasterosteidae. The record is from RefSeq and is a predicted model, not a curated record.